Molecule: messenger RNA, 3036 nt
Organism: Sclerotinia borealis F-4128
Lineage: Eukaryota; Fungi; Ascomycota; Leotiomycetes; Helotiales; Sclerotiniaceae
Source: the annotation of a GenBank genome assembly
AUGGACGACCUUUACGAUGAGUUUGGAAACUUCAUUGGUGAGGCCGAGGAAUCAGAGGAGGAAUCCCAGCAUGGCAAUGAUGCGAGCGCAUACGUCUACGAUGAAUACCCAGAGGAAGCGCCUGAGGAGCCUACGGGUCAGGAGUUGAUGGAUCUUGAUGAUGAAGGACCCUCGAAUGCGGUGAUAUUGCACGAAGACAAGCAAUAUUAUCCCACUGCGCAACAAGUAUAUGGAGAGGAUGUGGAAACUAUGGUGCAAGAAGAAGAUGCGCAACCCCUCACGCAACCCAUCAUAGCUCCUGUCGAAAAGAAGAAAUUCAACAUACAGGAGGCAGAUCUUCCACCGGUACAUUUCGAUCGAGGUUUCAUGGCCGACCUCAUGAACUACCCCGAACAAAUCAGAAACGUCGCCCUUGCCGGACAUCUACAUCAUGGCAAAACCGCAUUUAUGGACAUGCUGGUUCUCGAGACUCACGAUAUUACUGAGCGAUUAGAAAAGAAAACCGGGAAGAAGAAGGAUGAGCAAUUGCGUUAUACAGAUAUCCAUGUUGUCGAGCGCGAACGGGGACUAUCCAUCAAAUCCGCUCCCAUGAGCCUGGUGCUUCAGAGUACCAAGGGGAAAUCACAUCUUCUGAAUAUCCUUGAUACUCCAGGCCAUGUGAAUUUCGUAGAUGAGGUUGCAUCUUCGUUACGGCUGGUCGAUGGAGUAGUUCUGGUGGUUGAUGUUGUUGAAGGUGUUCAAGUUAAUACAGAGCGGAUCAUCAAGCAUGCUGUUUUGGAAGGUCUGCCCUUGACUCUCGUUGUCAAUAAAAUGGAUCGUCUAAUUCUAGAGCUCAAGCUACCACCUACGGAUGCCUAUUUCAAGCUGAAGCAUGUUAUUGAAGAAGUCAAUACUGUGAUUGAGGCUACUUUGCCUGGCCAAGGAGAGAGCCGAAGACUCAGUCCAGAGAAAGGUAAUGUUCUUUUUGCCUGCACCAGCAUGGGAUGGUGUUUCACAUUACAAUCAUUCGCCAAAAUGUAUGCGGACAACUACGUGCCCAACAAAAAGCGAGGACCCGGUUUGAACAAUGAGGAAAGUGGAAUCAAUGCCCACGAAUUCGCCAGGAGGCUGUGGGGUGACAUUUUCUACAACCCCUCAAGGAGGUCAUUCACCCGAAAAGGUGUCGAAGAGAGGUCAAAACGCUCUUUCGUCCAUUUUAUUCUGGAACCAAUCUACAAGUUGUAUUCUCACACUCUUAGCGAGAGCCCGGAAGAUUUGAAAGACACCCUGGAAACACUCGGGAUUUUUCUCAAGCCAUCACAGUACAAGACGGAUGCCAAUGUUCUUCUGAAACUUGUUUGUGAACAAUUCUUCGGCCCAUCAACCGGGUUUGUUGAUAUGGUUGUACAGCAUAUACCUUCUCCGGUGGAAGCUGCAGAGAAGAAACUGAAACGUCAUUACACGGGUCCAUUGGAUACGACGGUUGGAGCGGCUAUGAAGAAUUGCGAUCAAGAUGGACCAUUGGUCAUUCAAAUAACAAAACUACUAAACACAAGCGAUGCUACAGGAUUUUAUUCGUUUGGGAGAGUGUUGAGUGGUAUUGCACGAGCAGGCACUAAAGUGAGAGUCCUUGGCGAAGGCUACUCAAUUGACGAUGAAGAGGACAUGAGUAUUGCCACCAUAUCGGAUGUGUGGAUCGCUGAAACAAGAUACAACAUCCCUACAGACGGAGUUCCUGCCGGCAAUUGGGUUCUGCUUGGGGGGGUGGAUAACUCGAUCGUUAAAUCCGCAACCAUUGUACCCCUUGUUUUACCAAAUGAAGAAGAGGCGUAUAUUUUCAAACCGAUAACACAUUUCACCGAGUCCGUUUUCAAGGUUGCAGUGGAGCCGAUCAACCCUUCCGAACUUCCUAAAAUGUUGGAUGGUUUAAGAAAGGUCAACAAAAGCUACCCUCUUAUCACUACGAAGGUCGAAGAAUCUGGCGAACACGUCAUUCUAGGCACGGGAGAACUCUACAUGGACUGUGUCCUGCAUGAUCUCCGACGAUUAUAUGCAGAGAUGGAGAUCAAAGUGUCUGAUCCUGUUACGCGCUUUUGUGAGACAGUUGUUGAGACAUCAGCUAUCAAAUGUUAUGCCCAAACACCAAACAAGAAGAAUAAGAUCACAAUGGUGGCAGAACCUCUUGACCAGGGGAUUGCUGAAGAUAUUGAAGGUGGAAAAGUUAGCAUCAAGAGUCCUGCUCGAGUAAUUGGCAAAUACUUUGAAGAGAACUAUGGUUGGGAUUUAUUGGCUUCCAGAAGUAUCUGGGCAUUUGGUCCCGACGACUUGGGACCAAACAUUCUACAGGACGAUACUAUUCCAUCCGAGGCAAGUACAAUCCAAAAAACAUCUAUUCGCUUAACCCUUGUGGACAAAAAGUUAUUACUUAGUGUACGGGAUACUAUCCGUCAAGGAUUUAGUUGGGCAGCUCGAGAAGGACCACUUUGUGAAGAACCAAUCCGGAAUAGUAAAUUCAAGAUAACAGACGUUAUAUUGGCUCCCGAAGCGAUCUUCCGGGGUGGUGGUCAGAUUAUUCCCACCUCCCGACGCGCAUGUUAUUCUUCCUUUCUAAUGGCUUCUCCAAGAUUAAUGGAACCCGUCUACUCCUGUUCCAUGACCGGACCUGCAGAUUCCGUCACCUCACUUUACACUGUACUUGCCCGUCGCCGCGGUCACGUCUUAUCCGAUGGCCCCAUCGCUGGUACGCCCCUCUAUCGUGUUAGUGGUCUCAUACCCGUCAUCGAUUCCUUUGGUUUCGAAACCGAUCUUCGCAUUCACACUCAAGGACAAGCAACCGUUUCGCUGGUCUUUGAUCGCUGGAGUAUCGUCCCAGGUGAUCCAUUAGACAAAGAUGUCAUUCUCAGACCACUUGAACCAGCAGGUGCGCAAGCCACCGCUAGAGAUUUCGUCUUAAAAACUAGGAGAAGAAAGGGUCUCAGUGAGGAUGUAAGUGUAGCCAAGUUCCUCGAACCGGAACUCUUUGCUAGUUUGAAAGAAACGGGUAUCUUGGACGGAUAG